AUGGAGGCGGGGGGCCCCAGACGUGAGCAGGUGAGUGAGCAGUCGCGAUCCUUGCAGGGCUUUCUCCGAGUCCGUCCGUUCAGCGCAGACGAGCUGCAGAGAGGAGAAGACCAGGGCUGUCUGGAGCUGGCUGGACCCUCUGUGCUCCUCUCUCUCCCGAAAGCCGGCGUCACCUCCCUGCAGAAGUUCACAUUCACACAGGUGUUGGGGCCGGCCUGCUCCCAGCUGGACGCAUUUGAGUCGACGGUGCAUGCGCCCGUCUGUGCGUGCGUGCGCGGCGAGAGCGCCCUGGUGUUCACCUACGGCGUCACCAGCUCGGGGAAGACGCACACGCUCAUGGGCACGGCGCGAGAGCCGGGCCUCCUCCCGCGCGCCCUGGGCCUCCUCUUCGGCCUGCUGGGCGACCGCCAGUACCGGCGCUGGGACCUGCGGCCGCUGCGGCACGGCGAGGUGCAGCGGCUGGAGCCCGGCGAGGUGGAGGCCGAGCGGCGGAUCCGAGCGCAGCUGCUCGCCACCGAGGAGGACGGCGCUCCGUCGCGAGGCAUGAGGAGGUCCCGGAGCGCUCCCUGUCUCGCGCUGCUCCACGACGGCGACUUCACCGCGUCGCCCAUCCUCCCCAUACUGGAGUCGACGAGCCUCUCUCAGCACCUGGGAGAGGAGACGGGGCCACAGCCGGACAGAGAGAUGGAUGGGCAGCCGGAAGGGAACCAGCUGUUCUCGGUGUGGGUGUCCUUUGUGGAGAUUUACAACGAGUCCAUGCGGGAUCUGCUGUUGCAGGAAGAGGCGGGCACCGCCAGCCAGCCCUACCGCGGCACCACCCUCCGCCUCGGAGAGGACUCCAACGGUCACCCCUACCUAAAAGACGUGCGCUGGGUGGGAGUGAGCACUGCUGGCCAGGCCCUCUGCUUGCUGGCGCGGGGCCGCAGGCAGCAGAGCGUGGCUCAGACGCGGCUCAACCAAGCCUCGAGCCGCAGCCACAGCAUCUUCACCGUGCGGCUGCUACGCGUCCAGGACGAGGGAGGGAGCAGCCUGGUGUCGAGCAGCGAGCUCACGCUGUGCGACCUCGCCGGCUCGGAGCGCUCCAACAAGACGCAGGCCACGGGCCAGAGGCUCAAGGAGGCCAACAACAUCAACGGCUCCCUGCUGACGCUGGGCCGCUGCCUGCAGGCCCUGAGGGCCAACCAGGAGGCCAGGGCGGGCGACGGUGGCGGUGGUGGUGGCGGUGGUGGCGGUGGUGGUGCCCCCAAGGCGCCGGUCCCCUUCCGGGAGAGCCGCCUGACGCGCCUCUUCCAGUCGGCGCUGCUGGGCGGCGCGCGUGUCCUCAUGGUGGCGUGCGUCAGCCCCUGUGCCUCCACGCUGCACGAGACGGCGCACACCCUCGCCUUCGCCGCCCUCGCCCAGCAGGUGGUGAGCGUUGCGAGCCAGGAAGCCAUCAGCGUGAGGGUCAGGGGGUCGGUGCGGGGAGGCUCAGCGGGAGCAGCAGCAGCAGCAGCAGCAGGAGGAGGUCUCCCCAGCAACAGCGGUGACGACAAUGAGGAGGAGGAGGAUGAAGAGGUUGACUUGUCGUCGGACGAUGAGAUCGAUGUUGAGGCCCUGGUGGGGCUGGUGUCGCGCCUCCGCGGGCGCGUGGUGGCGGAGAGCGCGGCCCGCAAUCGCGCCGAGCGGCAGGCGCGAGAGGAGGUUGCGCGAGACGCCAUGACGCACCUGCGGCAGGUGGAGGCGCUGUGGAGCCAGCGGCUGGAGGCCGAGCGGCAGGCGUGUGAGGAGCGCUGGGAGGAGCGCCUGCGGCUCUACACGGACGCCAUGCGGCGGUUUGCGUGCCGGAGUGCGGCGACGGCGCUGACGCCGCCCGACCCCGGCUACUCUGACGGGAGAGAGGAGCAGUACAGCGGCGUGGAGCCAGAGAGCCUGGAGGAGGCCCGGAAGGUGAUCGUGCACCUGCGGCGUGAGAACGCGCGGCUGGCGGGCCUCCUGCAGGGCGGGACCGGGCACCCGCUGGGCCCCGUUGCGGUCCCUCCGUCGUCGUCGUCGUCCCUGCCACUGCCGCGCUGGGCCGGUGGGGGAGCCGGCCCCCUGCUGGGCCCCAUCCACGAGCUUCUGUGCCCCUCGCAGGAGGAGGGGGAGGAGCGGCAGGGAGGGGGGGUCCCCACGGGCCGUGCCCACGGGGGCCCUCGGGGCGGUGACGCUCCACCUGAGGCCGUCGCCUCGCAAACUCGUCCCCUCACCAACAAGCGAGCCGCCGGACUGCUGCUGACGGGACGCUGCCGAAUGUGGAGUCCGGUUCCCCCAACUCCCUUCCCGGACGCUCGUGGACGAGACGCAGCGUCCAAGUCGAUCAUCGUCAUCACUUGGUUCGACGGGAGAUGA
Molecule: messenger RNA, 2367 nt
Organism: Lethenteron reissneri (Far Eastern brook lamprey)
Lineage: Eukaryota; Metazoa; Chordata; Hyperoartia; Petromyzontiformes; Petromyzontidae
Product: kinesin-like protein KIF20A
Biological process (GO): spindle elongation; microtubule-based movement; mitotic spindle assembly
Cellular component (GO): mitotic spindle; spindle microtubule; nucleus
Molecular function (GO): plus-end-directed microtubule motor activity; ATP binding; microtubule binding
Source: RefSeq, a predicted model, not a curated record